Drosophila guanche is the source of this 1919-nucleotide messenger RNA. RefSeq lists its product as uncharacterized. The record is from RefSeq and is a predicted model, not a curated record. Bases 284 to 1570 code for a protein of 428 amino acids. The transcript has 4 exons. NCBI's taxonomy places the organism in Eukaryota, Metazoa, Arthropoda, Insecta, Diptera, Drosophilidae.
CUGUGUGACGUAGAGGAGAAUGCAGAACGUAAUCAAAGAACAGAGCGCGAUUCUGAGGCACGUUAAUCAAGAUAAGCCAUGCAAAGAAAUCAAAGGAAUUCAUCGGCGCAAUUUGAAUUGGAAAGUGUAAAAAACCCCUUCUAGAAAAAUCGUGUAGAGGAUAGAAUUGAACUGCUGAUAACAACAGCACAGUGGUGCACCGGCAAGGUUAUUCAACUUAAGAGUGCAGCUUCGGUGCAGCAUACUGAGGGAGAGAGAAAAAUAGGAGGAGCAGUGCAACAGAAUGGGCGAUCUGCAGAUAAGCCAGGCGAGGUCCCUGCAUCCCAGUGCACAGCACUGGCUGGGUGCACCUUCCAGGAUUUGUCUGAUGGGCUGCCAGGAUGUGAAACAAUCGGAGCUGCGUCGCUUUCCAGUCCACGACUCAAUACGCUGCAACCAUUGGCUGCGACAUUUCGGUGUGAGCGAUCAGCGUGUGGAGCAGCUUGGCGGCCUGCAGAAGCUUCGCAUUUGCUUCAGGCAUUUCCAGAACAUGGCCAAGACGCGCAUCAAGAUGACGCCGCUGCGCAAAUCCAAGGCCAUGCCCCCAACCACAACAGCAGCAGACACGAAUACUACAGGAGGAGGUGGAGUAGAAGCAGCUGCAAAGCCAAUUGUGGAUAACAAUACCACCAUACAACUGGUUAAAAUCCCCAUACGAGAUCCACAGAAAGCACAACAGGCCAAGAAAUCGGUGGUCACCAUUACACCCGUGCCACAGCGCUCUCACUCGAUCUGCUCCUCGGCCUCCAGCGACGUGCAGUCCAUCAGCUCCGACUACGAGGUGGCUCUGCCACUGGCCGCCCUUGUGGAGUCCACACAGAAUGGAAACGGUUUCCCGGAGAAUGGAAAUGUUAGCCCGAAGAAUGGCAUUGCUCGCCCGGAGAAUGGCCAGCCGAAGAAGCGAAAGCUGUACUUGAUCACGGAGAAGUCGAACGAGACGAACGGCCAUGGUGCAGAGACCAAUGGCCAGCCCAAAAAGCGAAAGAUGUUUGUCGUCGUAGAGCAGGAGAAGGAGUCGGUGGGCAAGAAGCUGAUGAUUGUCAGCGACAAGCCACAGGACAAUCUCACCCAGCACUUGGAGAAGCUGCUGCCCCAGAUACUCAAUCGCAUACAGGACAAGGAGCAGAAGCAGGUGAAGCCGCCUCCUCUGGCAGUGAAGGAGAAGCCUUUGGUGCUCAGGCCUCACAUUACCUUGCCGCCCAAGAAGAAUCCAACAAACUUUGUCAAAAUAUCACCGGAUUCGGCUCCAGCGGCAGUUCCAGUUGCAGUUCCACUGCCGCCACUUACUCCAUGUGCCAAGAUCAUAAAAUCCGAGAACGACCAAAAGGAGCAAAAGGCAAUCAAGGAUGAAGACCCAACUAAAAUGAUGGGCGAAACCAACAUCAAUCUCUCACCCGACUUUCGUUUCCUCAUGAAGAUUCUGCCGAAGCUGGAGCAGCUGCCCGAGCCGCACAAGCAGGACGUGAAGCGAUCCAUUCAGAUCUUCGUGGAGAAGAGCUACAGCAUCUAUGGCAAGAAGAAUCAGACAUAAGAAUCGGAACCUAACUCGUCUUAAUUUUAAUAUUCGUUCGGUCUAGUUCCCCAUUUAUUUGAGAAAAGGCAUUUUUAAUUACGUUGUCCAAGACUGAAGCAGAACCAAUUUAAUUUUAUGUAUAAGCAAAAGCAGAGCAGAGCUGGAACAGCCACUCCCCCCACAUCCCAUUCAUCCCAUCCAUUAGGAUGUUAAGCAAACCAAAUUUUGAUAUUACCCAAUCAAAGACACAAAAUGGGUAUUCCCUGAGAGAUCUAAGCCAUACACAAGCAUCUAUUUAAGUAUUUUUGGAUUAAUCAAGUGAAAUACUUUCUAUAUUGAAUAUAGAGCAGCUGCUUUUUCAGCACAA